This is a messenger RNA of Abrus precatorius (Indian licorice), 2985 nucleotides long. Its product is annotated as protein NETWORKED 2D-like. Bases 1 to 2985 code for a protein of 994 amino acids. The transcript is spliced from 2 exons. Lineage: Eukaryota; Viridiplantae; Streptophyta; Magnoliopsida; Fabales; Fabaceae. The record is from RefSeq and is a predicted model, not a curated record. Gene Ontology annotation, molecular function: actin binding.
AUGUUGCAGAGAGCUGCAAGCAAUGCAUAUUCAUGGUGGUGGGCUAGCCACAUCAGAACAAAGCAAUCAAAAUGGAUGGAGCAAAACCUCCAAGAUAUGGAGGAAAAGGUGCAUGGUGUUUUGAAGCUCCUAGAGGAAGAGGGAGAUUCCUUUGCCAAGAGAGCAGAAAUGUAUUACAAAAGAAGACCAGAACUGAUAAACUUUGUGGAAGAAUCAUUCAGGGCAUACCGUUCUUUAGCUGAUAGGUAUGAUCAUAUAUCUACAGAGUUGCAAAAUGCCAAUAACACCAUUGCUUCUGUGUGCCCUGAUCAAGUCCCAUAUAUGGGUGAUGACGAUGAUGAUGACGGGUCACCAAGACCAAGGACCCCCAAAAAAAUGCCAGAAGGGUUCAAACCAAAUAUUCCAAAGGUUCCAAAGCCCCCACUUAGAGAUUUAAAAAGUAUCAUAACGACAGCCACUAAGAAACUCAAUCCCAAGAAGAUAGCCACCACAGCAUCAGCUCCUAAAGUUGCUAAAUCUGGUUUGAGCAGAAAGGAAGCAAUUGAAGAGGUUGACAAGCUGCAGAAACAGAUUUUGGCACUACAAACUGUGAAGGAGUUUGUGAAGAGCUCUUAUGAUAAUGCCAUUGCAAAGUACUGGGACACUGAGAACCAGAUCAAGGAAUUGCAAGAGAAAGUUUCCAACUUGCAAGAUGAACUUGGUGAAGGUAUUGUUAUUGAUGAUGAGGAAGCCCGACAUUUGAUGGCAGAAGCAGCUCUUCGGUCAUGCCAAGAGACAUUGUCACAAUUGCAAGAGAAACAGACUAUAUCACUUAAUGAGACCAAAAUUGAGUCCAAAAGGGUAAAGGAAGUAAGGGAAAAGUUAAGUUCUCUCAUGGAUGAGUUCCAUUGUGAUCAAACCAAUCCCAAAGAGCCAAGGGCCAAAAGAGAUGUAAAACAAGUAGCAGGAACAAAGGACUGGGAUGAAGAUGUGAGCAAAAUGACUCGGCAAAAACAGGAGAUGGAGUUACUACAGAAGAAAAUAAAAGAGCACUUUGAGGCUGGCUCUUAUUCAUCUCUUACGGUGACAGAAAUGGCAGAAAAGAUUGAUGAGCUUGUCAACAAAGUUAUCAGCUUAGAAACUGCAGUUUCUUCCCAGACAGCUCUUGUAAAGAGAUUACAAGUAGAAACUGGUGAACUUAAUUCCCUGAUUCGAAUUCUAGAAGGUGAUAAAGAAAGUUUGAUCAAUGAUAAAGCUAAAUUGCACAAGCAACUGAGAGAAAUGGAUGAAAAGCUGCAAGGAGUACAGGAUCUAAACCAAAUUGUUGAAGACCAGAAUAGCAAUCUAGAAACCCAUUUCACCGAAGCACGUUGUAAUCUUGAUAAUCUCUCGGAGAAAGUCCAAAAGGAAAAGCCAGAUGAGGUCAGGGAAAUAUCAGUAACUGGAAAAAAUUCAUCAAGGGAAGCUGAAUCAAAACAUGAUCUUGAAGGACAAUAUGGAUUGAAUCAAGACAACAUCUUACUGAAUGAUGCAAAAUCCAAAGAGGAACACAAGGUCACUGCUGUAAUUGAAGAUUCUGUGAACUCAGAUAAGGAGCUUAAGGUUGCUGGUGUGGUGAAAGAUGAUGUAAGGUUAGAUAAUACGCCUAAGGUCACAGGUUCAUUGGAAAACGAGGUUAAGAUCACCAAUGUACCUAAAGCGGAGGAGGAAACCACAGUGGAAAACAAAUCUCCAAUACAAUUGAAAGAAAGUGAGAAGACCAUGGAUUCUAGCCGUAAUGACAAAAUAAAAUCAAUGGAUGCUUUGAGAGCUACUGCUGGAAAUCUGGAAGUAAUCCAACACCAGACAAGAGAAGAGGGUUCUGUUAAACAGCAAGAAGAUGAUUCUAAGCAAGUUUCAUCAGGGACAGUGACUACUCUUAAAGAUGAUUCCCCGGAGCAGACUGUGACACUAAAAGAUGAAUCUGAUUCUCAGCAACUGCUUAUAAAGGAAAUGGAGGAUAGGGAAAAAGCUUUGCUGUCAGAGUAUACCAAUGCUCUUAAGAAUUACGAAGACACGAGGAACAAGCUGGCUGAACUAGAGAAGAAAAAUCAAAAUGCCCUCUUUGAGUCAUCUUUGCAGCUGAAAGAACUGAAGACUUCCAAUGCUAUGAAAGAUGAAGAGAUUAGACUCCUACAUCAGAAACUAGACCUCCUGCAGAAAAGCUUGGAGGGAAAAGAGGUUUUGGGAGAGAUACCAUCAGCGCAGCGACCAGAACAACAUGACAUUGUGGAAAUUUAUAAAUUGGAAGAAACUGAACCUACAACAUCAGCCAUUGAAGAGAGGUUCCGAAUGAGCAUUGACGAACUUCUAGAGGAGAACCUAGACUUCUGGUUAAAAUUCAGUACUUCGUUUACUGAGAUACAGAAAUUUGAAAGCACGAUAAAAGAUUUGCUGACUGAGGUAUCAAAACUUGAGGAAAAAUGGAAAUCAUCAGAAGGCAGUAGUAGCAUAAAAUAUUCUUUGAAAUCAGACGCAAGACCACUUUAUAAACACCUUGCAGAGAUCCUAAAUGAACUGACUGGGUGGUUGGAAAACAGUGCAAUGCUGAAGGAAGAACUUCAAAAUAGAUUCUCAUCCUUGUGUGAAAUCCAAGAAGAGAUAACUGCAGCAUUGAAAUCAAGUGCGGAAGAUGACGAAUUCAAGUUCACAAGCUAUCAAGCAGCCAAGUUCCAAGGUGAGGUUUUGAACAUGAAACAAGAGAACAACAAAGUUGCUGAUGAACUUCAAGCAGGUCUAGAUCUAGUAACAACACUCCAACUAGAUGCUGAGAAGGCUCUUGCAAAGUUGAACGAGCGAUUUGGGCUCUCAAACUCUAAAAUAAGCAAUGUUAGACCUGUAGAUUCUCGGAACCAGGUUCCUCUCAGGUCAUUUAUCUUUGGUGUCAAACCAAAGAAACAAAAGCAAUCAAUCUUCUCCUGCAUGACCCCUGGAAUGCACAGAAAAUACCGUGCUUUGAGAGGAUAA